AUGUAUCCAGAACACCAGCUUCGCAUCGACCGAGUGCGACUCUCGGAAAACCCGGUCGACGACUACCAGCGCACGUGGCUCGAGAGCGCGGGCAGCGGCGGCAGCGGCGGCGGAGAAGAAGAAAACACGGAGCCGCCUCUGCACGUGACUCGCGCGCAGUACCGCACGUGCGCCGUGCAAAGUUUCCACGACGUGCUAUCGACGGCGGCGGCGUCGUCGGCCAUCUCGGGUCUAACAACAGCAUCAGCAGCAUCAGCAGCGUCCACAGCUACUACCCCGACCCGUGCGGGUCUCGAUUGCUCGGAAUACAUGUUCCCAGACGUGCUGUCGUCGUCGUCGUCGUCAACAUCUUCAACAGCCCACGUGACGAGUACGGCGAGUCCGUCCCGCGACGUCCCCGCAACGGCCACCACCGCCAGUGGCGACCUCAACUCGCUCACCAAGAACCAGCAGUUCCGUCUGCGACAGAUCCAGUACUCGGACCAGCGCGUCUCGAGCGCCAUCAACCCUAACAACUGCGUCCUGUGGGACCACCACACGGGCUACGUCUUCUUCACCGGGAUCUGGCGUCUAUACCAGGAUGUCAUGCAUGCACUGGUCUCGCUGGAUCGGCCCGAUACCCAGGGCUUUGAUCGCAAAGCCCACUGCCAACUCGAGCUCGACUACGUGCUUUCCAAGUGUCUGUACGAGCAACCCCAGCCCGUGGACUCGGACGCUCACUUUUCUCGUCGCAAACCAACCUCCAAGCGUGGGUAUCGCCAUUCCAGCACCUCUGCUUCUUCUUCUUCUUCUUCUUCCUACGCCGCUAACCCUGCUGCCACGUCUGCUGCGGCGCAAACGCCCUCCGUGGCAGCCUCCUCGGCCUCCUCCUCGCCCCAUUACUCCGAUAUUCACUGGCACAACCUCGAUACGCAUUUCAAGGAAAGUCUGUGCCAGCUCUACCGCGAUACUUACCAUCCCACCCGCGAUUUCGAGUUCCAAGAUCUCAUGAAACGCAUUCGCGGCGGCUACAUCAAGAUCCAGGGCACUUGGCUGCCCUUUGAACUCACCAAAGCCAUUUGCGUACGCUUCUGCUUCCCCAUUAGAUACCUGCUAGUGCCCAUUUUUGGCCCGGAGUUCCCACAUGACUGCGAAACCUGGUACAAAUCUUUUGUAGGUUUGUUUCCACCCAAAUCGUCGUCCGCGGCCGUUUCUGCACAGACAGCUUCGUCGCCCGCUGUUACCACCACCGUGCGCGAACGACCCCAAAGACUGAAUCUUUCAGUCUCAAACUCGCUGAAAAGACCCCGCGUCGAUGCUGAGUUGCUCGAUGCCUCUCAGAACCUUUUGAAACUCUCCCGUAACAAUAUAAGUCCUCAAAGUUCAAAACAACCGGUUCCAGUUUCCCCGUUUUACCGAAACAGAGCUUCUUCCUGGAGUCCCGGGUUUUCGACUCCGCAAAAACCCGCACACCCAUAUCAGUACCAACCGCUACCUCCGAUCGGACCUCUGCUGGACUCGUUGGAACAUAAUUAUCCCUCACCACCAAGCUCGGCUACUUACAUCAUCAACAAAACCAAUGGGAGAAGUAACGCAAGCACCAAUUCCAGCGAACAUUUUUUAUCAUCUCCUUUGACCACCGAUACUCGUUAUUUCAGCCCUCCCAUGUCUCCAGGCUAUAGCACUAUGCCACAGGCACCCAAUUUUCAUGGUGUGAAUCCAAUCAACAAUUCUUACUCGAAUAAUUUCGUGGCAACUUCGAGUUCCUCUUCUGCAUUUGGCGCACGUCCCCAAUUGGCCGAUGCCUCACAUUCAUCGAUGGAAAACGUUCAUUCGAACCCAACCGCCCCGAAUAGCUUUGCCCAUUUCUACAAUUCCCACGGACACAAGUACUCUUACCCUGUUGGCAUGCAGGUCAUGUACCAUCCCAGAAACAUUCCAGUCUUCAAAGAGCAGCAACCAUCACAUAAGUCGAAUUCCUCAGGUAAGGAUGACUUUCGGGUUGGUGUUCAAUAG
Messenger RNA from Lachancea meyersii CBS 8951, 1995 nucleotides. The record is from the annotation of a GenBank genome assembly. Lineage: Eukaryota; Fungi; Ascomycota; Saccharomycetes; Saccharomycetales; Saccharomycetaceae.